Molecule: messenger RNA, 861 nt
Organism: Striga hermonthica
Lineage: Eukaryota; Viridiplantae; Streptophyta; Magnoliopsida; Lamiales; Orobanchaceae
Source: the annotation of a GenBank genome assembly
AUGGCAAAAGAUGCAAUAGCUCUAAUUGAUCAUCUGGGUUGGGAAAAAGCUCAUGUAUUUGGUCAUUCAAUGGGUGGUAUGAUUGCUUGUAAGUUUGCUGCCAUGGUGCCUGAAAGAGUUUUGUCUCUGGCUUUGUUGAAUGUCACUGGUGGAGGUUAUGAAUGCAUACCAAAGUUAGAUCGUCAAACUCUGUCAAUUGCAAUGCGGUUUCUGAAGGCUCGAACUCCUGAGCAGAGGGCGGCUAUUGAUUUAGAUACCCAUUACUCACAGGAAUAUCUUGAAGAGUUGGUUGGACAAAAAACGAGAAGAUCAAUCUUAUAUCAAGAAUACGUAAAAGGAAUUUCGUCAACUGGCAUGCAAUCGAGUUAUGGAUUUGACGGUCAGAUCAACGCCUGCUGGACCCAUAAAAUGUCACAUACAGAACUUGAGUCUAUUCGUGUGGCUGGAUUUCCUGUAUCAGUAAUUCAUGGCAGGCAUGAUGUCAUUGCUCAGAUGUGCCAUGCAAAGCAACUUGCAGAGAAAUUGUAUCCUUGUGCAAGAAUGGUUGAGCUUAAUGGUGGCCAUCUUGUGAGCCAUGAGAGAACUGAAGAGGUCAAUCGAGCUCUUAUUGAGUUGAUCAAGGCAUCACAAAGUAUGGUGAAACUACACGACUGGACGAAUUUGUCCAAUAAAAGCAAUGGGUCUAAAUCUACUCGGAUAUCAUUGUGGAAAGCAGUCAGUUCAUCUUUUAUCGUUGAGAGUGUACAGAAGCUACAUAUUUUCUUAGUUUACCUUUUUGGUCUUUUUGUAUUCGCAUUCGAGCACUUAAGAAGAUGCGUGAGGAGGCUUAAUCCCGUCAGAGUUGGCUCGGCUCUUUCUUAA